Molecule: messenger RNA, 1962 nt
Organism: Rotaria socialis
Lineage: Eukaryota; Metazoa; Rotifera; Eurotatoria; Philodinida; Philodinidae
Source: the annotation of a GenBank genome assembly
AUGUCUUCAAUUCAUUCGAAUAACACGUCUAACUCGUUACUGAUUCCUUCGAUAACAGCUAAUCAUCAUUUAUUUGAUGCUGAUCCUCGUCGUUUGUCAAUAACCAAUACAGCUAAUACGACUAGUACUGGUGUUGCUAUACAUCAGCGUCGAACAUCGAUCAUCAAUUAUUAUCAACGCCGAAAUUCUCAAUUACGUAAAUCGAGUUUUACUACUUCAACACUGUCAUUGGCAGUUACCGAUGAGGAAACAGCAGAUUUAUCAGCAACACGUUUAUCUAUAUCAAAUUCUUUAACAAGCGUUCAUAAACAAUGUGAAGAUGAUGAUAACGAAGAAUCAAACAAAUUAUUAGAUAUUGGGCGUGUUGCUUUAUGGGCUGUUGGUUUUGAAAAAUUGCUCAAUGAUGAAAUGGGCUUACAUGUAUUUACCGAAUUUCUAAAAAAAGAAUUUAGUCAAGAAAAUAUUCAAUUUUGGAUUGAAUGUGAAAAAUUGAAAAAAUUGUCAGAUCCAGACGAAAUUCGCCAAAAAGCUAGUUCUAUUUGGUCAACAUACUUACAGGAUACAGAUGAUGGUUCAUGUCGAAUUAAUAUUGAUAGUCGAACACGACAUGAAUGUCAACAGUCGUUAUUAAAUAAACCGCAUGCUAAUAUAUUUGAAAAGGCUCAAUCUCAGAUAUUUCAAUUAAUGAAACUUGAUUCAUAUACGAGAUUUCUAAAAUCAAAUAUGUAUAAAGAGUGUAUUAUGAGUGAAAUGGAAGGAAAAUCAAUACCAUAUACAGCCAAAUCGCAGCAAUCAUCAGUCAAUAAUGAAGAACGUCCAAAAAUAAUUGAUUCUCUUGCUAAAUUGAAGGAAGAAGAUAAAAAGGAUAAAAAACGCAGUCCACUUUUACCUUGGACGAAAGCAUUAAUUAAAUGGAAACGCCUAUCAGUGAAACGUGAUACACCCUCAUCAUCAUCGUCUAAUUUUCAUCAUCAUCAAAGUAUAAAUGCUAGUACAAACACAGUAUCAUAUGAAAAUUAUAGUUCACUAUUAACAAGUAAAUCCACAUCGGCAGAAUUAACACCAUUAUCAAAUACAUAUAAGAUAUCAGCUGUAUUAUCAUCACUAUCACCAAUUUACCUUCACAGUCCAACAUCAUCCCCAUUGACAACAGUCGGAAAUGUACAUAAAAUCAAUAAAUAUUCUUCUAAUAUUAAUCAACAAGAUUCAUCAUUGUUUAAUGUUGCUUCACGUGUCGAUACACAUCAAGAUUGUAUAGAAAAAAAAUUAAUAACUGAAAAUCCUCUAAUAUCAUCGACAGAUUCAUCUCGCUUUUGUCGUUUCAUAUUUCCGGAUUCCACAUCAGCAGUUAUUUUGGCAUAUAAUUCUACUAAUCCCAUUCAAAAAGCGAUUAGUCGUUUGUUUGCUAAACGUGGGCUUACAUGGUAUCGAACUGAAUUAUAUUCUGUUGACCAGCAACCAAUAGAUAUUCAAGAGUCUUUAUCAACAUACAAUGGACAAGAAAUUCAUGUUGAAAUUCGUGUAUUAAUUCGUAUUGAUUUUCCAACAAAAACUUUAUGCGUACGUUGUAAUCCAAAACGAACACUUUUACAAAUUUUACAACCUAUUGUUGAAAAAUUAAAUUAUUCCAUUGAACAAUUUGUUUUUUAUUGUAAUAAUUCAUUAAUACCACUGAAUUUAAAUGAAAUAGCUGGAUGCUAUGAUAAUCAAAGAAUAUUUACUUUAACAAAAACAGCAUCCGGUGUUGAUACAUCUUGUAAACAAAAGAUAAAAACGCCAAUCGAUAUCUUUGAAAUGAUAUCAGAAAAUGAUGAAGAUAUCAAAUUUGAUGAAUGUGGAAUACUUCAAGUUGUUACACAUUCAAAGUCAACAGCUGUUGAUGAUUAUCUUUUUUUUUCAACACUUGAAAUAUCUCCAACGGUAUCUGAAAACGAUCAAAUCUAUUGUGGCCCUAAACGGUGA